Messenger RNA from Trypanosoma rangeli, 4296 nucleotides. RefSeq lists its product as uncharacterized. The record is from RefSeq and is a predicted model, not a curated record. The coding region runs from base 1 to 4296 and encodes 1431 amino acids. Lineage: Eukaryota; Euglenozoa; Kinetoplastea; Trypanosomatida; Trypanosomatidae. The transcript has a single exon.
AUGCUGCGAUGCUGCUCGUCUCUGUUGUGUGCGGUCACGUCGACGGAGGUGACGUUUAGGCGGGCUUUGGGGUCGCAGAGCACACUUCUUGACCUCAUUCCUGUGAAGAAGCCGAUGAUUGAGGGCUCGCUCAGAUGGUUUGUCGAGGAGAAUAUUGAGGUUGUGCUUGUGUCCGGUGUGAAGGGCAUCUCCCCCGACGCAGUAACGGAGCAUGUAAGGCGGCGAGCGGUUCAUCUUUUGCGUCAGUACGGUGAGGGCGAUGCAGUGAAGGGAUGCCAAGCACUCCGGCGAUGCAUUGAGGAGUCGAGGACGGUGCGGGGUCUGCUUCAUCGCCUUGACCUGCAAGUGCGGCUGCGCCUCUGGAAUUCGACGACGAAGGUGGAGGGGGAAACUCUGUCGCCCUCGCCAGUGUCACCCGCACGAGUAGCGGACGACAUAGAACUGCAGGAGGAGUGUGGUGAAACACUGUACUGCUCAGUUUAUGGGACUGACGCGUGGGAGCCGUAUCGGCACGAACAGCACAUUGGGGAUGUAUCAACGUCACCGUCGGUGCCGUGCGUGCGCGAGCUCCUUAGAGAGGCUCUACGAAUUGUGCAAGGUGACGCGGAGAUGAGGGGCCGACGGUUUGCAGCGGCUGUAUGCCACGAGGCGCAUUUGCUUUUCUCCACUGGAACCUCCGUGACAUCACUACACGAUGGUACUUUUUUCUUGUGGGAAAGGGCUUCAAAGGGAGAUGGACACUUUGUUGUGGAGGAUCCGGCACUGCGAUGCUUGGAAUGUUCCACCCGGUACACGGUGGAGAUGGAAUUUCUUCAUUACGAAAAGGAUGCUAUAGAUACAUUUGGCAUUACCGCGGGUACGUGGCUGCUGCACGAUGAUGCGGAAAAUGUGGAGAAACGUGACGUGCCGUUGUCGAUGCUGAAGGACAAGGCGGGUCUCUUGCACAGAAGCAGGUGCAGUGAGGUAUUAAGUCACCAAACAGAGCCCCUAGCGGAGUCUAGAAUCAAGUCCGUCGAAGACGCGGGGUCUGUUGUUCGCAUGAAAACAUGCAAAGAAGGAGAAUUUGCUUCGACGCUUUUGCGUUCACUUUGCUCCCAACAAAUUCUUCAAACUCUACUUUUUUAUGCCUCAACUGAGAUGCUGUGCGGUCGCCUCGCCCCAGUACGCGCGGAGGAUUUUGUCCGAAGUUGUGGGCGGCUUGACGUUGACUGCUGGUUAAGUGAACGGGGACAACCUAUAACGGUUCCCAUGGCACCACGUUAUUUACUUCACCCUGACCCGUUGCUCUUUCUGCUAGAGUGCCUGCCGCUAGAAUUCGGCACGAGGGGGGCGUCGUCUAUCUCUGUGGGAUCUUUGCGCUUUGAGUGUCACCUGGCUAUCACAGCGAGUGGACGUAUGUCGACAGCAGUGGGGGGCUUCAGCUCUGCUGCGACGGCGGUGUCAGCGCUUGUGCCGUGGCAUCUGACCACUUUCCGGCGACCUGUCGUGGUGGAGCCGGCGCAGCAUCUUCAACACAAAUCUCAAACGUUGGGUAGCAUUUUGGCAGCGGCGGACGAGACACGCCUGACAGAUUCACGUGGGACAUCCGAUGAGUCUCUUCAGACAACCUCUCCGUUUGCCGUGGAGACUAUUGACAUGGAGGCCACACUCAAAAAAAUGGGCGUGGUCUCAGGGAAAUUCACGCAGGACUUUAUGGAGUAUUGCGAUGCGGAAGGCCGAAGCAUUUUUCGGUUUGAGCAUAUGGACACUCUGCAGGGGAUUGAACGCUUUGUGAGGCGCCUGCGGCGAAGCCAAUCUGCAUGCUUCACCUCAAUCUUUGUUUACAACAACAGGAGAGCCUUGUCGUCUAUUGUGUGGCGUGCCUUUGCUGGAAUAACACCGCAUAAAUUGCCGCCCUACAUGAGGCGAAUUCGAAUACCUGUUCCAUUAGUAUCAGGAAAAUUUUUUGCAAUUCGCUUCUUUGGUUUGCUGGAGCAGGAGCAGAGGGAAUACGCCCUGCUGAGCAUCCUUGAGCGCUACUCUAAAGACCCAGCGCAAUGGCCGUUGAAGGGCCCAUUGCCAUGCUUCUUUAACCGAUGGCGACUGACGCGAGGUGUAAUCGAGGCUAUUCUACGCCAUGAUGCACUGUUUCGCUAUACUCUUGAACGUGCUUCUGUGCAGGGGCAGGAGGGGAAGUUUCUCCUGCGCUUCUACUCCGGGGAUGCGAAGACUCACGAGGCGCAGCUGGAGGAGAAACGGCUUCUUCCACAGAUGCGGCGUUGCUUGGUUCAAUAUGUGGCACGGUGGGAUGUCCAAGUUCCAUCCGUUGAGACGAAUGCUUUCCUGCUGGCGGAGGUUCGAAGUAAUUUAUCGUUUACUUGUAGAGGCUUUGUUGCCUCGUUGCUGCAAAAUAGCGAGCUACUGCAGCAAAAAGACCGAGAGACCUCGUUGGAGCUGUACAUCAUUGAGGGUGUGAGGAUCCGUCUCUGCGCGGGCAGUUUUGCCAAGCAGGAGGAGGCGAAGGAGGUGCUGUCUAGGAUGUUUCUGGAGCAACACUUCCCGGAGCUGCUGCCGGUGGUGCAUCAACUGCAGCGGGUAAAUGGUGUUCUUUCACGUCAUACUGGCGGGAAGGAAAUGCUGUUUCACUGCUGCGAUAACACCAGUGAGCGACGCGGUUACCGCUGGGAGCUGCAGGCGGUUGCCGAUGACGCGAGGACGGGGACGGGGACGGUGACGGUACUGGACGCAGCGGAGGGGGCAUCACGGCUGGACGCGCUCAUGGCGCUCCUGGACAAGGUCGAUUGCGCGCGAGAAGCAGCGGCACUGUACCCGGUAGCAAGAAAAGCAAAAACGCCCGCCACUCCGGCGUUGGUACAGACGAUUGAGGAAUAUCAAGCGCUGCUCGCACAACGGCGCGGGAUGCAGAGGAUCACGCACGACUAUGACGCGGAGCGCAACGUGCUGACGGUGCGGGGAAUCAGCGACCACGGGGAUGUGGCAGGGAACAGCGCCACAAUUCUUUGCGUCAUCCCACUUGGGGAGGUGGGCUCCGUUGGGGAUAUUAUGCACAGGUACUACCGCAGAGAACUUGGCCUCACCGACCCGCCGCUGUUCAAGACACCCGAGGAACUGCGGGCUGUCCCUUUGAAGUCGAUGUACGACUUGUGUCAGAUCCACUUUGCGCUGCCGUUGCCUCCGCUGGAGGAUGCAAUUGACGCAUCACAAGAGAAGACGGGAUGGAGAGUUGAACUGCGUCUUCCCGCGAAACUUUUUGCGCUUCAGGGGCUGCGCAAUGUCGAAUACGUUUACUGGGGACGUGGUAAACGCGAGGGAAGACGCAACGUUGUAUGCAACUUUUACAUGGCGCUUCACGGUGAUCCACCGGCGGCUGUGAGGCGGAUUUUGUCGGAGGCUCUUAGUGGUGGAAUGCCGUCUACCGACAGCGUUCCCUCCUCUGCCACAGUCUUGCCUGCCACUGACAAGCGUAACGACAUUGCCAUGAACCAGCACACUCCUAACAACAGCGGAGGCGGCAGCAGCAGCAGCAGCAGUAAGGCGAUGAUGGGUGCUGCUGGAAGCGGUGAUUACGUCAAGGACAAUAAUGCAACGAGCCGGGGGAUGUGUGUUGGUCAGGGUGACACCUGCAUGUACACUGAACUUAUGGGAAUAAUCUGCUCUCAUUUUAGACCUCACGUGGGCCACGAUGGGGUGGUGGAGUUUCGGCUAAGUUACAUUACUGGCUUCACGGGUCGCUACGUUUCCAGUUCAGCGCAGGGGGGGAAAUGGGUGGAUCUGUUUAAUGUGCCGUUCCGCACAACAAUAUGGCUGCCCUUGCAGCUGCUUGCCGUGCUGCUUUCGUGUGCCCGUCGCCUUGUUCCCGAUGAGGAGUUGGAGGCGUCGCUGUUACGCAGUGCCUCUUCAUGGCCCUCACUUUUUCUAGAUACGGCGCAAAGUGAGCGUCGCUUUUGCACCACGUUCCUACGGCGCUACUUGGGUCUUUGGACAUUUGAGGAGAAUGACGUGGGUGUUCAGGGAGAGGUACCGGGCUCGAUAUAUCUUGUGGAACGCAUACGACGCGUUCGGGGCGGUGGUUUUGAGGCAUCGUUGUCGCUUCUGCAGACGCCACUGCCGCCAACUGUGACGACGUUUUCACGGACGCUAGCGUCUCACAGGGCGGCGACUGUGCCUCGAGCGGAAGCAAAUAUGUGGGGGGCAGUGCUGCAGCACCUGCCAGAGCUGAACGCCGUACAGCCGGAGGACGCUGACAAGGCGGUUUUUCGGGCCAUCGUGAGAGUUGCCACUGAUAUGAUGGUCUAG